ACAGUUUUAUAUACAUUUUUUUAAAGAAAAUUAUGAAUUUUGAUAUAAAAAAGUACAAUUUGAUAACCUCUUAUCAAAAGGAUUAUGUAGAGAAACCCUUUAAACGAGUGCCCAAACCGUUUUCUCGUCAGGAAUUUGAGGAUCCGAUUGCAGAAAGCUACAGAGUAUAUUUAACAUUGGAAGAUGGUGAUAUUGUUCCACCGAAUGAAAAUGUAGAACAAUAUUUCACGAAGGUGUUAGUUUAAAAUAUUCUAUUGUCUGUUCGACCAGUGGCGUAGACAUUCAAAAAAAAUUUUGAAAAACCUGCACGCAUCUAUUUUCAAGAACCUGUUAACAAAGACAUAAUAAGAAGAAAUAAAAUAACCAAAGGAACUGUAACUGAAUAUCAGACAAGUUAUUGUGAUAUUGAGAACGAUCUUGAGCAGUCAUCAAAAGGCCACGAAACGCUAAAAGCGUUACCCAAUGAUGCUGAAAUUUGUUUAACAACGUAUAAAUCCUACCACGGGAAUCUUGCACUUUAUCAUGGGGGCAAAAUCGAAAAACAGGCACCCAAAAUUCGUCCAGACAACUUAGAAAUAGGAACGGGUGACUACGCUACGCCUUCUGUGAGUGAAUAUUCACGUCAUAUCGGAAAACUUGGUGGUUUCAUUGUACAAAAUAUGUACGAAAAACUCUCAAAAAUAGAAAAUUCAUAAAACGAAACACACUAAAAUAACUUAGUUACAGGCAAUGUCAAAACACUCCAACCAGUGUCAAAAUUUUUGUGAAAUAAAUAUCUAUUUUUCGUGUUUUUUUUUAUUAUUAAAAUUUGCAAUGGUACUUGAUCAGUUUCAGACUACUUACAGGAAAGAUUACAUAUGGCCUUACGUCAGAGCAUACGGAAUAAAGAUUUCUCCCGAAUUUCCUGAAGCAGGAGAUCAGGCACACGCAUGCAAGUGCCAAUGUCCUAAAAUUGAACAACCCAAGGCAACAGGUCCUGAAACAUCCGAGAUAGCAUGGAGUCGUUUGGGUCCUAUGGGUCCCCUUUUGGAUCCCAAAAUAUAUCCUGUUAAAACUGGUGCUAGUCCAGAGUCUCAGACUAGUCGUUACAAUCAACCGAACGUCUAUCUUGUAAAACUAAAAGAAAAAUAUCCAUUUAUAUACGAAUGCUUGAAGAACGCCCCUCCAGAUGACUUAAUUUCAAGAAUAAAUAGAGAUAGGCUCAGGACAACGUAUCAAGUCGAUUAUUGCAAACUGCAGGAAUACCCUGAUGCACCCUACGACGAACUCUUACGAGCAGCUGGUGUCGUUGGUGCACCUCCAUGUUCUGCCCCCGUUAAACUACCAGGAGAUCCAUGCAGACCUAACCAGAGAUCAGUUGCGUUUCGUCCUGCUGUUAUUAGCAACAGAGUGGGUGGUGGCAAAUCGGAAGCAAAAUCAAGAGAAGAAGGCGGUGCAGGCUUGAGUGGUCAUUGUGCCGGAAGUUGCCGAGGUCCACUUGGUACAAUGACGGCAGGAGCUACGGAAUACCAAGACGCUAUUUCCAGAUUAGGCCAAAUGAUAAUCAGAGACAAAAUUCACCACACCUUACCCAAAAGGAUAAUCUAGUCGUCAUUUGUC
Molecule: messenger RNA, 1599 nt
Organism: Zophobas morio
Lineage: Eukaryota; Metazoa; Arthropoda; Insecta; Coleoptera; Tenebrionidae
Exons: 8
Coding region: 730-1587 (285 amino acids)
Source: RefSeq, a predicted model, not a curated record